Molecule: messenger RNA, 943 nt
Organism: Suillus subaureus
Lineage: Eukaryota; Fungi; Basidiomycota; Agaricomycetes; Boletales; Suillaceae
Exons: 2
Coding region: 298-771 (157 amino acids)
Source: RefSeq, a predicted model, not a curated record
AGUAUUCUGAUCCAGUAGUCGAGAUGAAGCUGCGCAAUCCUAUGCUCGCUGAGUUCAGCCCCACGGAUGCACUGGUUUCUUUUCGCACCCAAUUCAAAGCCUACAUCAAGGGCGAGGACCCAUUCAAUCGGAAGAUGAGAACGAACGAAAGUGCUCUCGGCUGGUGGAAAGCAUUGCAAAAGGACGAGUUAGCUAAUGUUCUUGCGGUAAGUCUGUGAGGCUCCCGCAUCCAAGACAAGUGACUAAGUAUCUUGACAGGCUCUCGCAAUCAAGGCUUUUUCAGUGUCUCCGACAUCCAUGCCAGAUGAACGCACCAUGUCGACGAUUACUUGGCUCAACUCUCCUCAACGAAGUAGGCAGGAAAUUGGUACUCUUCAAGAUCAUAUCAAAAUCCGACAAUGGCAUCGUUUCGAUUAUAAUAAAUUGAAAACACCGUACAAACCUCUCGUCAAGUGGCGUGAUAUGGAAUCCACUAUCCUUGGCAAGCGUCCUGCCGAAGAUUUGCCUCCCGCUGGUCGAAUGCCUCCUCUACCUGAAGCGAGAACAGUGGUCUCGGACUUGGACUCGGAAGAUGAGUUUGACGAUGGCGCAGAUUGGUUGGAUGGUCCAGCUGCUCCUUCACAGUUUAAGACAGCGGAAAAAGACUCGUUUGUGCUUGCAGCAUCCAGUGGUAUCGAUUUACGCGCACCCUACCUGCGUGAACUGCUCGAUUCAAUCGGAAAACAACCUGCGCACCCGGGUUCCGGACCAACAAAGAAGGCUGGCCGCUAAAAACCUGUCCUCGUCUGUCCCCGACCCUCCUGCUUGGGACGAGUGGAAAUAAUUCACCUAAUUCACCCUAAUUCACAGUACAUUUGGCCUAAUUCACCUGUAAAUUAGCGUUGAUUUACAAACCUGUUAAUUUACUGUAAUUCACGUUGGUGAAUCUGAAGCCUCUGGGCGC